Messenger RNA from Brassica oleracea var. oleracea, 798 nucleotides. Its product is annotated as 60S ribosomal protein L18a-2-like. NCBI's taxonomy places the organism in Eukaryota, Viridiplantae, Streptophyta, Magnoliopsida, Brassicales, Brassicaceae. Gene Ontology annotation, cellular component: cytosolic large ribosomal subunit; ribosome. The record is from RefSeq and is a predicted model, not a curated record. The transcript has 4 exons. Gene Ontology annotation, biological process: translation. Gene Ontology annotation, molecular function: structural constituent of ribosome. The coding region runs from base 96 to 632 and encodes 178 amino acids.
GUGGAGAGCGCUCUCGCUUAUAGUUUCUCAUCACCGCCACCAAUCAGCUUUUUUCUCUCCUCUCUGUUUCCUUGGAGCUUGAUCUCUCCCUUGAAAUGGUUGCUUUCCGGUUUCACCAGUAUCAAGUGGUUGGGAGAGCCCUCCCUACAGAGAAAGAUGUGCAGCCUAAGAUCUACAGGAUGAAGCUAUGGGCUACUAAUGAAGUCCGAGCCAAGUCCAAGUUCUGGUACUUCCUGAGGAAGCUCAAGAAGGUUAAGAAGAGCAACGGACAAAUGCUUGCCAUCAAUGAGAUUUUCGAGAAGAGCCCCACGAAGAUCAAGAACUACGGUAUCUGGCUGCGUUACCAGAGCAGAACUGGGUACCACAACAUGUACAAGGAGUUCCGUGACACCACUCUCAACGGUGCGGUGGAGCAGAUGUACACUGAGAUGGCUUCUCGCCAUAGAGUGAGGUUCCCUUGCAUUCAGAUCAUCAAGACCGCUACAGUCCCUGCAAGUCUGUGCAAGAGAGAGAGCACCAAGCAGUUCCAUAACUCCAAGAUCAAGUUCCCUCUUGUUUUCAGGAAGGUCCGGCCACCGACCAGGAAGCUCAAGACUACUUACAAGGCCUCAAAGCCCAACCUUUUCAUGUAAAACCAAUCUUUGCAUAAUUGUCUUUGUCCUUUUUCAACCAGAUCAGAUUAGGUUUCUUGUUCCUCAGUCUGAACCAAAACACCAUUUGGAGUAUGUCUCAUGAAAUUUGUACGUUUGCAUCUUUUGAACUUUUAUUAUCUAGGUAUGAUUAAAAUAUUAAGGUUUU